GGAGCCCUGGCAGAGUGUUUCCGUGCUGCCUGUGCAGUGUCAGGAGGGGACGGCAGGUCCGUCUGGCAAUGAAGGGACAUCUCUCCGCUCAGCUGCUUUGGCUUCUCCUCUUUCUUCAGGACACCACGGGUGCUGAUGAGCUGAGGCUGGUGAAUGGAAGCAGCCCCUGUGCUGGGAGAGUGGAGGUUAAACACCAGGAUCAGUGGGGGACGGUGUGUGAUGAUAACUGGGACAUAGAAGAUGCUGAGGUGGUUUGUAAGCAGAUGGGAUGUGGAUCUGCUGUCAGUGCCCAUGGCCGGGCUUAUUUUGGAGAAGGAUCUGGACCUACUUGGCUGACUGUAAUUGAUUGUGAUGGUGACGAAUCAGCUCUCUGGGACUGCAGACAUAGUGGAUGGGGUAAAAUCACCUGCUAUCAUUAUUACGAUACUGGAGUGAUCUGCUCAGGUAAGAACUCAGUCAACCUGCCCCUGUAG
Messenger RNA from Chelonia mydas (Green sea turtle), 473 nucleotides. Its product is annotated as scavenger receptor cysteine-rich type 1 protein M130-like. The record is from RefSeq and is a predicted model, not a curated record. Bases 69 to 473 code for a protein of 134 amino acids. Lineage: Eukaryota; Metazoa; Chordata; Testudines; Cheloniidae. Gene Ontology annotation, cellular component: membrane. The transcript is spliced from 2 exons.